Eubalaena glacialis (North Atlantic right whale) is the source of this 4036-nucleotide messenger RNA. It is a transcript of the gene MCMBP, whose product is annotated as minichromosome maintenance complex binding protein. Gene Ontology annotation, molecular function: chromatin binding. Bases 274 to 2247 code for a protein of 657 amino acids. The transcript is spliced from 17 exons. The record is from RefSeq and is a predicted model, not a curated record. Lineage: Eukaryota; Metazoa; Chordata; Mammalia; Artiodactyla; Balaenidae. Gene Ontology annotation, biological process: DNA-templated DNA replication.
GCGCGAGCUCCACCCAGGUCGCAGGCAGCGCGGUCGGCGGCGCCUAUUUCCCGCCAUUGUGCAAAGUGGAGGUUGGGGGCCCGCACGCGCCGCCUGCCCGUCUCCGGCAGCGCCUCGCUGCCGCCGCCACAGCCGCCGUUCUCUGAGGCGCGGGGAGGCCCGCGCCGCGAGGCUCACCCUGCGUGGGAGGGCGCGGGCGAGAAGCGGCCGAGCCAGCGAAGAGGAGCAGCGGCGCGGGACGCCGGGCCGCGCCGGCUCCGGCCCGUCUGCGAGAUGCCCUGUGGGGAGGAUUGGCUCAGUCACCCGCUGGGGAUCGUGCAGGGCUUCUUUGUUUUGAAAGUUGUUGCUUUUUGUAUUUUUGAGGCUAUGUUGUCAGCUCAAAAUGGAGUUAAUCCUGGCUGGGAGAAGAAAGUAAUUGAGUAUUUUAAGGAAAAGCUGAAGGAAAAUAAUGCUCCUAAAUGGGUACCGUCAUUGAAUGAAGUUCCCCUUCAUUAUUUGAAACCUAACAGUUUUGUGAAGUUUCGUUGCAUGAUUCAGGAUAUGUUUGACCCUGAAUUUUACAUGGGAGUUUAUGAAACUGUUAACCGAAACACAAAAGCACGUGUUCUUCAUUUUGGAAAAUAUAGAGAUGUAGCAGAGUGUGGGCCUCAGCAAGAAGUUGAUUUAAACUCUCCACGAACUACCACUUUGGAAAGACAGACUUUCUAUUGUGUUCCAGUGCCUGGAGAAUCCACCUGGGUAAAAGAAGCCUAUGUUAAUACAAACCAAGCUCGAGUCAGCCCUUCAACGUCCUACACUCCCAGUCGUCACAAGAGGAGUUAUGAAGAUGAUGAAGAUAUGGACCUACAGCCGAAUAAACAGAAAGAGCAGCAUGCGGGUGCCAGACAAGCAGGGAGUGUUGGUGGUCUUCAAUGGUGUGGAGAACCAAAACGUUUAGAAACAGAAGCUUCUUCUGGACAACAGCUGAACUCGCUAAACCUCUCUUCUCCUUUUGAUCUGAAUUUUCCACUGCCGGGAGAGAAGGGUCCUGCAUGCCUCGUGAAGGUCUAUGAAGACUGGGAUUGUUUUAAAGUAAAUGAUGUUCUUGAGUUAUAUGGCAUACUAUCUGUGGAUCCCGUGCUAAGUAUACUGAAUAAUGAUGAAAGGGAUGCCUCUUCGCUGCUAGAUCCAAUGGAAUGCACAGACACAGCCGAAGAACAGAGAGUGCACAGUCCUCCUGCCUCCUUAGUGCCAAGAAUCCAUGUGGUUUUAGCCCAGAAGUUGCAGCACAUCAACCCUUUACUGCCUGCUUGCCUUAACAAGGAGGAGAGCAAAACCUGUAAGUUUGUUUCCAGUUUCAUGUCUGAAUUGUCUCCAGUCAGAGCAGAACUGCUUGGGUUCCUCACUCACGCCCUUUUGGGAGACAGUUUGGCUGCUGAAUAUCUUAUAUUACAUCUCAUUUCUACAGUAUAUACAAGAAGAGAUGUUCUUCCACUAGGAAAAUUUACGGUUAACUUGAGUGGGUGUCCACGGAAUAGUACCUUCACGGAACACUUAUAUCGAAUUAUUCAACAUCUAGUUCCAGCAUCUUUUCAUCUGCAGAUGACUAUAGCGAACAUGAACCACUUGAAAUUCAUUCCCCACAAAGACUACACAGCCAAUCGCUUGGUCAGCGGGCUCCUCCAGCUGCCCAGCAAUACUUCUCUUGUAAUUGAUGAAACUCUCCUGGAACAGGGGCAGCUGGACACGCCAGGUGUUCAUAAUGUGACUGCUCUGAGCAACCUAAUAACUUGGCAGAAGGUGGAUUAUGACUUCAGCUACCACCAGAUGGAAUUCCCCUGCAAUAUUAAUGUUUUUAUUACUUCGGAGGGGAGAUCACUCCUGCCGGCAGACUGCCAGAUCCACUUACAGCCACAGCUAAUUCCACCAAACAUGGAGGAGUACAUGAACAGCCUUCUCUCUGCGGUGCUGCCUUCUGUGCUGAAUAAAUUCCGCAUUUAUCUGACCCUUUUGAGGUUCCUGGAUUAUAGCAUAUCUGAUGAAAUAACCAAGGCAGUUGAAGAUGAUUUUGUGGAGAUGCGCAAGAACGAUCCUCAGAGCAUCACUGCCGAUGAUCUCCACCAGUUGCUCAUUGUAGCUCGGUUUCUAUCUCUCAGUGCUGGUCAGACAACACUGUCAAGAGAACGAUGGCUAAGAGCAAAGCAGCUAGAGUCUUUAAGAAGAACCAGGCUUCAACAGCAGAAAUGUGUGAAUGGAAAUGAACUUUGAAGGUACUGACAUCUAUGAAAGAGUAGUGGGCAAAUUGUAGCCACAUUAUUGUAAAAUUCAAAUAUCAUUUAUACCACACUGUUUUGUAGAUAAUUUGUAUCAAAAAAAAAACCAAUGUCUUUUCCUGAAAUCACACCUGGUAACAUCUAAAGUUUAUAUAAUAUUCAGUAAGGGCUUUUUCCUUACUGAUUUUAUGGAGCUUUUGAAGUUUGUUUUAUAAUUAUAUAAAUUAGUAAUGUACAAAAAUGUAUUUGAUAUUAAAAGUUUAAUAUUGAUAAUGUUGCUGAUUAUACCAUUUCCUUAGUUUCCUUAGCUUCGGCUAAGUCAUAGGCCAGACUCUGUUGAAAUGCUAACAUCAACAUCAUUUGAAGAAAAUUGUUGCAAUUCCAAAGUCAGAGGAAUUGUUCACUUCAGAUUUUUAUGUCUUUCCAAUGAACAGUGGGUGUGAAUGUGUACAGUGGUCCAAGUUUGGGGAAUGGAGCAUACUUGCCAUAAUUCACAUGAUCAUGUGAAAUUCUGUAAUAUUAUUUCCCAGACAUCUGACCACAGCUUUUUUCCAUUUAACAGUUGUUAACAACAUGCAAAACAAGUCUUUAAAUGGCAGUGGUUCCCAGACUUUUUGGGUUUCAUGGACCAGUAAUACUUCCAAAAAUUGUGGGGAUUGACAGAGUUGCCAAUUUACUUUGCCAAGUAAUCUGAAAGAAGUCACUGUAUUAUCACCCUUUUUUUUCAUAAAAGGACAAUCUCAGAACAAGAGAUAGUCCUUUAAAUGGAAUAAAUGUAGCUUUUUGAAAAUACACUACAUUGUCCUUAUUUUUCUCAUUUCACUCCAGUGUAUUUGGGAACCACUGUUUUAUGGACUCGCUUAAGGGAAUGCUGUCUGCCCUGUGAAGUUGUUUUGCCCAAAUAGGAAGAAGACAAAAUUUAUUUAACUUUUUAAAAAAUGCCUUCUUUAGAAAAAAAUGGUUUUUAAUUCUUUUCCUUAAUAAAUGUCAUUUAGUUGCUGUGAUUACAUUGGAUUUUGCACUUUUUAUAUAAAUUUAUCAAUUAGUUCCAGAUGUAUUAGAUGAACUAAUAUUAUCUGCUAGUCCAGGAAUGCCCUGAUAAAACUGUAUGUAGUUAGGUUUUCCCCAGACAAAUUACAGUUUUAAUACAAAUUUUCAAAGGAAUAAAAAUAUUAUCCAUAGCUAGAAAGCGAAUUGAUACAGUAUAGUAGUAUAAGUAGCAUCAAGAAUCUUUGGAAAGGUUAGAACAUUACUUUUAAGCUAUCACUGGUUAUAUAUAAAGAUUAGUUUCUUUUAGUCAGUAACUUAAUUAGUCGGAAACAUUAGAGAUCAGUUAAAUGAUUACUUAAAUUCUGCACCCCCCCUGGCCCCCAAGGCCUAAAGUGACAUUGCUAACCAAGAAAACAGGGUCAGCCUUGAAAAUGGAGGAAUUUAUUAUGCCUCAUGAGCUGAAGUGAAAAUUACUAGUUGUUUAACUUUUCCUAAACUCAAAUCUAUUUUUAUAAACUAAUGUAAAUAAUCUGUUUAUAUUUAGAAUUCUAACUGGUUUUCAUUUUUAUAACUGAUAGAUUAGACCUUCCUUAAACUUUUAGAAAUAAAACAAAGGCUCAACUGGAUUUGUGGGAAUAAAAUUCAACAGAGUAGAUGAGUUACUGUGUGUUUAUUGUGCCAGUGUGAAUUGUAAUUUACCAAAGAGAAGUACAUACUUUGCUUGGUCUUACCGAGAAGUUCCCCUGAAAGGAAAACCCUCUUUCAAAUAAAUAAAACUUCCUAAAUUACUAGUA